This is a messenger RNA of Tribolium madens (black flour beetle), 510 nucleotides long. RefSeq lists its product as uncharacterized. Lineage: Eukaryota; Metazoa; Arthropoda; Insecta; Coleoptera; Tenebrionidae. The transcript has 3 exons. The record is from RefSeq and is a predicted model, not a curated record. Bases 168 to 407 code for a protein of 79 amino acids.
UAUAAAUACAACCAAUCAAUCAUUUUUGCAAAAAAUUGAUAUAAAAUAAAAUGAAAAUUAUAGGGACAAACUAUUUGUAAGGUUGGUAUUAUAUAGUGCGCAGGUCCAUCCAGGUGUAAUAGGUUAGGUUUCGUGACAUUUUGGAUAAUCAGGUGAGACCAGGCACGAUGGCCGACAAAGCUGCAAAAGUUUCAAGACCCAUGAAAUUCCCGUACACUUUUUCCGCAAAAAUUGCCCAAUUUCCAUUUAAACACCACAUGAAGCACAGCUGGGUUUGGAGGUACUAUCCUCUUGCAGUUCUCCUGUGCAUCCCAAUUUUUGCAAAGAUCAGCAAAUUAUCAAAUUCACCUGAAAACGUUGCUAAAUGGGCUGAAAUCCGCCGCAAAGAAGCUGCAGGGCAUCAUUGAAGAUCUACGACCUAGGAGAGUAGUCGCAAUAGCAGCAUUUUCUAUGUUAAGUCCAACAUUACAAACUGUUCAUUUAGAAGUGGCAAAUAUAAAUUAAAACCUU